This is a messenger RNA of Adineta ricciae, 3762 nucleotides long. The record is from the annotation of a GenBank genome assembly. NCBI's taxonomy places the organism in Eukaryota, Metazoa, Rotifera, Eurotatoria, Adinetida, Adinetidae.
AUGAGUAGAAAGUCGUCCGAAAGACUAUUAACUUCGGCUCGUUUAGCACUUCUUCGUAAUCUACGUGAAUUAAAUCUGUUCUCCAGUGAUCCAUUGUGGACGCCAACUCUGAAAUUAUCAGAACAAAUUCUCAGUACUCGUCUAUUUGUAUUCUUUAUUUCCAUUUCUCUAUUCAUCGUUAUUAUUUACGCUAGCCUUAUUGUUCAAACACAUACUGUUAUACUUGAAAAAUUCUCGCUUUCGACAAUCGAAUCCCUUCAAGCUCGUUAUCCGACAACAAUCAACAUCCCCUGUACACAAGUUUCGAUUCCUUACCAUCGAUUCAUCAAACUGCAGCCAAAUUUUCAUCAAAUCUGUUCGAGUUCGUUCAUAGAUGACUCCUGGAUUUCUUCGAUUUUCCUUCCCAACGCCACUUCCUACAAUGCUUAUGAUUUUCAUACGUUCUCUUUCGCACAGUUUCAAGCGCUGGCUUUACUUUGCCAUACAUCCAAACAGGCCGUUUUCGACGGCUACCAAACGUUCAAUUCAACAAACUUAGUGACAAAUUAUCUUUUUUCACGUGCUGAAUUCAACGAAAUAGUUGAUGGUCUUCUCACAAACCUACAAAACAAUAUCGUCGCUAAUGAAAAUCGCACAGCAAGUAUUGUGUCAAUGAAUAUCGCACAAAACCGAAUCAUAUCUGCAUUACGUACAAAUGUUUAUAUCCGAUCGAUCUAUCUAUCCCAUAUUUACAUUGCUUACAAUGGAUACUAUUACAAGAAAAAUCGCACAGCGUGUCGAUGUCCACUGGAAACUACUGAAUGUUUUCAUCCCGCCGGUGCUUUUUAUAAUUGGACAACGCGCUUGCUAGAUGAACCAACGGAUGCCCAUCCAUUACCGCCAGUUCAAAUACCUGGCUUGAUGGCUGGCUGUUUACCUCUUGAAUCACUUCGACGUUCCACAUUAGAAUGUCUUCAUGAUCAAUCAUGUGUGGAUAUUCUAGCAAUUCAACCGGAGAUUUUCCAUCCGAAAGCUUUACAAAAAUCCGCAUCAUCGAAAUUCUCUUUGGAGACAACAAUCGGUAUGAUGUUUGAUAAGUCACUCUUCGUUGAAUCAUGGCAACCAAAGACGAGUUUUGAAGAUUAUUUUGCCAUAUGUUCACCGCGAUCAUUAACAUAUACUUAUCAAGGUCGUUCUCGUCUGCCAGCAAUCAUUACAAUUUGUGUUAGUGCUUUUGGUGGUCUAGUUAUUGCUUGGCAAAUGAUCACACCAGCGAUCGUUCAUUUGUGGACAUUGAUCGAACGAAAACGAGAUGCUUCAAACACAUCAAUUCCACCAAUAAAUGAAGUUGUUACAAAGCACGUACACCGAACCAUUCGCACACUUAAUCUGUUCCCACCGGAUGACGAAAAUGAUCAAGAAGAACAACGUGUUGGCAUCAUUGCUACUCGCCUAUAUUUCUUCUUACUUCUUCUAGGUUUUCUUGUCCUUGGCUGUUAUACUUUCCUAUCUGAGCGUACCCAACAAGUUACUGUUCAAGCUCCCUCUCUAGCAGAAUACGAACGAUUACAAACUCUUUAUUCCUCAACAUUGAUUUGUUCAUGCACACGAUUUUCCAUGUCCUACAAUCGAAUUGUCUCCAUCUCACCUCGGUAUAAUCAGAUAUGUUCGAGUGCGUUUCUGAAGUCAUCCUGGUUGGCCUAUUUCGACAUACAAGAAAUCACUGCAAAUACAACGUUCUUCCCUCCCGUCGACUUUCGUUUUGGUGGGCAGUCAUUCUUUGAUCUCUUACGUGUCCUAUGUCAAACAUCAGAAGAAACAGUAACUAAUGCAAUUCACCUAUUUCGAUCGCGUCGGCUAAUCUCAAUCAAUACACUAUCACGAAGUGAAUUUCAUCAAGAAAUCCAAACUCGUUUAAAUCAAUUUCAGCAACGAACUGUUUCGUCUUUUACACAUCUUCUUGAGUUGGUUCGUUCGUCGAUUCAAACCAACCGGCUAGUCACAGAUCUGUUAACAACAACUGGAUUUUCGCUUCUAUUAAACAAGCAGACAAUGACAUAUUCACCGAGAUUCUAUUCGAGAAAUAUUGGCAAUUGUUCAUGUGCAAUAAAUUCAGAAUGUACACGUCCACAAGGAUUCUAUUUACAAUUAGAUCUUUUGAAUGCAGAACCGCAAACAAUCAUUCCAGGUCUUGUUCUCGGCUGUUACACCAUCGACUCCCUUCUUUUUUCAACACUCGAAUGUUUAUUUGAAAAGAAAUGUUUAAAAUUUAUAAUUGGCAUGCGCCAUUUCAAUGCGAGCGGUUUAUUCCAUCCGAUGAACAAGCGCGUGACAAAAGUUCAGCCACUACGACGAAACAAUAGUCGUUUUCAACCAAAUACAACUCUACAAUCGAUCAUGUCGGAACUUUUCAUAGAAGAUUGGCGAACGUCGAAUAAUUUCACUGCCUACUAUCAUCGAUGUGCUCCGAAAGAAUGUAUUUAUACCUUACGCCGACGUUUCGAUACGGCUUAUAUGAUCGCCAUAAUGUUAGGUUUUUAUAGUGGAUUGAGCGCAAUUCUAGAAAUUGUUUUACCAUCGUGUGUUCGAGUUCUACGACAACAAUGGAAAAAAACAAAAGUACAGAAAGAAUCGCCGUCACCACCAUCAAGAAUAACAACAGAAAAUCCAAGUCGUCGCUCAUUUAAUGAGAUUCGUCAAUCUAUUCGUUCAUGGAAUUUGUUUUCUACAAAUCAAACGGCAGAAGAUAAUCGCUUCGAACAUCAGGAAAUUGUUGCUACUCGAUUGUAUGCAAUCUUUUUCCUAAUAAUUGUUAUCGCAGCUCUUCUGUACGCGGGUCCGUUCAGUGAAGAAAUAAAAACAACAGUGAUCAAAUCACCAUCGUCCGAUGAUGUUAACAAUCUUUAUUUGAAAAAUAUCUCUACUCUAUCGUGUCCCUGUUCAACAGCCGCUGUUCAACACUCGGAAUUCCUAUCAAUCACUCCACAUUAUCAUCCGAUCUGUUCGAGUAUCUAUGCUACACCAGUACACUGGAUUGAACUUUCAAAAAAGACAGACAAAGCGUCACUAUUGCUAACUGCUCACUAUCGAUUGGUGUCAUCGUUUUGUCAAAUAGCUAAUCGUACUAUUCAUAUCGCUCAAAAUGUUUUCAACGCACAAGAAUUAGUCUCCAUCGAACCAAUGUCGCGUUCGUCAUUUGCCAUUCAAACAGAAGCACUCGUAUCAACGUUUAUUGCACAAAUUCCAGCUGAUUACCGUCGUACUCUACACUAUAUCAUGCGUUCGUUCAGUGUCAACCAUCUAUUUAACAUAUUUACCAGCAAUUGGAAACCGGAAUUCACUGAUGAAGAACAAGAACAUAUUCUUGCUACUUUCCCACGUCGUUUUCCUGCUUCGAAUUGUACCUGCGCAACAUCAUUCAAUUGUACCGAGUCAAUUACUGAAGAUGUUGUCAGUGGUUGUUUUCCUUUCGAUGGAUUUCGUUUAUCAACCUAUGAAAAUUCGUCAUUGGGCGAAUUGAAUGAUAAUCUUUUCGUCACACAAUGGCACAAUGAGAGUAAUUAUACGGCUUACUUUCAAACAUGUCAUCCCUUGGAAUGUCGAUAUACUCUACCGGAUCGCAACAAUGCCGUUUAUAUGCUUAUGACGGCUCUAGGAUUAUAUGGAGGUUUGAUUUGUAUGUUACGGUUGAUGAUUCAUCAAUCACUACAUAUCUAUCGAUGGUUGGCAAGGCAUCCCGAAAAUGUGAAAGUCGAAGAGUCCACUACAGAGUCAAUGUUAUGA